CGCAUUCCACGCUGCGGCUCAAACAAGUCUCUAACAAACAAAUCAAGGCCAAAUUUAAAAGGUCUCCUGGCAACAACUCCAACUCAUGUUACCUCUCCUACCGAGCUGCCCCAGACUACACUCACCCUGGAGCCUCCAUUCCCAGAGAUAUUCACCGGGGAGACAGUCACUCUGAGGUGUGGGGUUGAGGGGGGUUCUGCUGGCUGGAAAUAUCUCUGGUACAAAGACAGUGAGGACACUCCAGUGCUCCAGACUGCUGGUCGCAGUAUAACUGGUGACAGCUACACCAUCACUGCAGCCGCUGUAUCUGACCAGGGCCAGUACUGCUGUCGAGGACAAAGAGGAGAUCAGCCACUCUACUCUCAGCGCAGCGAUCCUGUGAAAUUAAACAUAACUGAGCUGCCAAAGGCUGUGCUGACCAGCAGUCCUCAAUGGAGAAACCUGUACACUGGAGAGACUGUCACCCUGAGCUGUGAGGUUGAGGGGCGUUUCACUGGAUGGCGAUAUCUCUGGUACAAGAAAAGUGAGGGAGGCACAGUGCAGCAGAUUGGAGACGCUAUUGAUGAGAGAUACACAAUCAGGCUUGCUGAUCAGUCCUAUAGUGGACAGUACUGGUGUGAGGCACAAAGAGGAGAUCGACCACGUUCCUCUCAGCGCAGUGAUCCUGUUACACUGACUGUGUCUGAGCUGCCAAAGGCUGUGCUGAACAGCAGUCCUCAAUGGAGAAACCUGUACACUGGAGAGACUGUCACCCUGAGCUGUGGGGUUGAGAGGGGUUUCACUGACUGGGAAUAUCUCUGGUACAAGAGCAGUCAGAGAGACACAAGGCAGAUCAGAGACACCACUGGAGCCAGUUACACACUCAGCUCUGUCACUCAGUCCCAUAGUGGAGAGUACCAGUGUGAGGCACAAAGAGGAGACCGACCACGUUCCUCUCAGCGCAGUGAUCCUGUUACACUGACUGUGUCUGAGCUGCCAAAGGCUGUGCUGACCAGCAGUCUUCAAUGGGGAGAGCUGUACACUGGAGAGACUGUCACCCUGAGCUGUGGGGUUGAGGGGCGUUUCACUGGAUGGCGAUAUCUCUGGUACAAGAGCAGUCAGGAGGCACAGUGAAGAUCAGAGACACCACUGGGGCCAGAUACACACUCAGCCCUGUCACUCAGUCCCAUAGUGGACAGUACCAGUGUGAGGCACAAAGAGGAGAUCAACCACGUUCCUCUCAGCGCAG
This is a messenger RNA of Acipenser ruthenus (sterlet), 1228 nucleotides long. RefSeq names its product Fc receptor-like protein 5. Gene Ontology annotation, molecular function: transmembrane signaling receptor activity. The transcript has 6 exons. The annotation marks the transcript as partial. Lineage: Eukaryota; Metazoa; Chordata; Actinopteri; Acipenseriformes; Acipenseridae. Gene Ontology annotation, biological process: cell surface receptor signaling pathway. The record is from RefSeq and is a predicted model, not a curated record.